Botrytis sinoallii is the source of this 706-nucleotide messenger RNA. RefSeq lists its product as uncharacterized. NCBI's taxonomy places the organism in Eukaryota, Fungi, Ascomycota, Leotiomycetes, Helotiales, Sclerotiniaceae. The record is from RefSeq and is a predicted model, not a curated record. Gene Ontology annotation, cellular component: mitochondrial large ribosomal subunit. Gene Ontology annotation, molecular function: structural constituent of ribosome. The transcript is spliced from 3 exons. The coding region runs from base 47 to 340 and encodes 97 amino acids.
CAGAAACUUCAUAGAACAUUGAAAGUCUCAUGCUUCGGUAGCAAACAUGAUCACAAGAUUCAUCACUGAAGUCUCAACAGUCUUCAAUCCCUUCUCUCCCAAAGCCAAAACCGCACGGUUAUUUCUCUCAGUUCUCCCACCAAAUGCACGACAGACCAUGAAGAUCGAUACAAAGAUACUACCCAGAGCAUCUAAAGAGCGGAGUCUUGUGCGCCUUAAGUUUAAGGAUGGAAAAGAGAUGAAGUUGGAUGCAGAGAAGCUCGGUAUUAGAGGUGUAUCUGAUGAAGUGGAUAGGCAUUCACGAAUUUUGGCAAGGCAGGAGGAAUUGACCGGAAACUGAUGAUAUAAUGCUAGAAUGUAUAUUUAUUGCAUGUGGGAGGCGUUUUCAAGGUCGUAUGAUUAACAAUGUCAUACUUUCAACAAGCACGGAGUGUCUAUAUGUGAAGAUAAUAUACGUGUUCUAGGACUUUAUACGUCUCUCAAUCCAUGUCGAUAUUUCAUGAGAUGGAUGGCUAAGGCCUAUCCAAGGAUUAGAAGGAAUAGUCUACAAGUCAGAAAGGUUGAAGAUAUUACGGCUUAGCAGGGAGCAAUACUGGGCGACUAUAAACGCUCAACGGUCCUACGGGUCUCCAGUUUUGGGUAUCAAAAUUACAUCAAAAAUCAAUGCGAAGACAAACAAUGUUCGUUUAUCAACGUAAUGAUACGU